AUGCGAGCCAAUUCGACAUUACGUACUUUGAGACUCGUCCAACGACGCGGCUUCGCAACCACGCCGCGGCGGCUGGAUAAUUAUGGCUUCAUCGGGUUGGGGCAGAUGGGCUACCAAAUGGCCAAGAACCUCCAGUCGAAGCUGAGUCCAAAGGAUGAGAUCCGCAUCUUCGACAUCAACAAGGAUGCCGUCGCGAAUCUGGCAAAGGAGAUGGAACAGUCUCAAACUGGUGGCGCAAAGGUCGCCAUCGUAGACAGCGCCAGAGACGCCUCGACAGAAGCUGACACCGUCAUCACAGUGCUCCCCGAGCCAUCGCACGUAAAAGCAGUCUACAAGUCGAUCUUGACAGACCUCCCCUCCCGCCCGCGAAUCUUUAUCGAUUGCUCGACAAUCGACCCCUCCUCGUCCCGCGAAGUCGCCGCCUCCGUCGCCGCGGCGCAGCCCUCGGGCCAGGGCAUCUUUGUAGAUGCGCCAAUGUCGGGCGGCGUCGUCGGCGCGACGGCCGGCACGCUCACCUUCAUGCUCGGCUGCGACGAGUCCCACCUGCCGCGCAUCGAGCCCGUACUACUCCGCAUGGGCCGCCGCGUGUUGCACUGCGGACCGCAGGGCACGGGUCUCUCGGCGAAGCUGGCGAACAAUUACCUGCUGGCCAUCAACAACAUCGCCACGGCGGAGGCGAUGAACCUCGGCAUCAAGUGGGGUCUCGACCCCAAGGUCCUCGCGGGUGUGAUCAACGUCAGCACGGGAAAGUGCUGGCCCAGCGAGGUGAAUAACCCCGUCAAGGGCGUCGUGGAGGGAAGCCCCGCGGGGAGGGAUUAUAAGGGGGGGUUCGGCAUAGGGCUGAUGCGGAAGGAUCUGGGGCUGGCUGUUGUCGCGGCCAAGGAGGCCGGCGCGAGGUUGGAACUCGCGGGGCCCGCGACGGAAGUGUAUGCUGCCGCGGAGGGAGAGGAGCGGUGCAAGGGACGGGAUUUCUCCGUGGUGUAUAGGUAUCUCGGGGGUGAGGAGUCCGCCUAA
Messenger RNA from Colletotrichum truncatum, 1014 nucleotides. Its product is annotated as 3-hydroxyisobutyrate dehydrogenase. NCBI's taxonomy places the organism in Eukaryota, Fungi, Ascomycota, Sordariomycetes, Glomerellales, Glomerellaceae. Gene Ontology annotation, biological process: L-valine catabolic process. Gene Ontology annotation, molecular function: 3-hydroxyisobutyrate dehydrogenase activity; NADP binding; NAD binding. Gene Ontology annotation, cellular component: mitochondrion. The record is from RefSeq and is a predicted model, not a curated record.